AUGGAUGCAGCAAAGUUCUGCAUUCAAAAUUCAAGCCAUGAGACAGCUACAGACCAGUUCACAGUUCGCGUCCUCGACAGUGAGGAGCAUGAGGUCUGGUGGACUGUGGGAGUUAUCAAGUCCAUCAUGACAGCGGCAGCGGAUUCCGACACUCCCCUCAACAUCUGGUUGAUCGACCCUGCCAGACCGAAGCAAGCAGCACAGAUCGAAGUUCUUCAAGGGAGCAGCCGUGCAGGUGUCAGAAGCCUGGCGGCAGAACAGAAGAAGAGCGUGCUUGUCGCUCAUCUGAACUUGUAUCCCGAAGAUGAUCUCAAGUUCAUUGAGGAAGAGGUUCUGUCGUUUGUGGGUGACCCCGAGCGAGUCUCCCAUAGACUCCGGCUGCUCAUUCAGGCUCUAGAUGCAGCAGCUGUCUCCCCAGACCUCGAGGACGAAGUGAACGAGGUUGUCAAGGCCUCGCUCAGCGAGGACGUGGCGUCUCAGGCCCUGCAGUUCUCAUACCUCGUGGAUAUCGACAAGGAGACGAGCACGGCCAAGAUGCGAUUUGAGCUGAAGGAGAACGACGAGGUUCCCCGUGUGUUGGCAACGAUCCGACUUGUACUCGAAUCCUGCAUGGAAGCUGGAGCAACCUUGCUGUCCAUCGAGCUGCUUGACAGGGACAAAUCUGCGGUACUAGCAGUGUCGCCAGUACAGGCCUCUAUGAAGCUUUCUGUCGUAGAUCCCAGGUGUGCAGUCAGAGUUGCUUCCAACGAGAACAUCCCAGGCCAGUCGAUCUCACUGGAGGACUUGGACGCGCGAUGGUCAUUCUCGUACGUGAGAUCGAGCGAGGGGAGCAAGGUGUUGCAGCUUAUGCUCAAGGCCAUUGGGGCCAUCCCCACCCAAGAGGAGGAGAGGGAGUUUGUAAUGGAACUGAAUCGCGAGGCUGGGAGGCUGCUCAAGGACAAGGACCAGGUAGACUUCUCCUUCUUGACGGACAUCGACGAGGAGCACGAGACAGCAAAGAUCCACUUCGAAGUGCCAGCGGAGAGCAAGAUCCCUGAAGUUCUGUCCACCAUUCACGUCGUCCUCCUCUCUUGCAUGGAAGCCGGGGCCCAGUCUCUGGCCGUGGAGCUGGAGCAAGGUGAUCACAGCUCAACGGUGGUCAUUGAUUUCGUCUCGAACAGAUCGUCUAAGGAUUGGAGUGUGCCAAACGAUAUCAACCCGAGCAGGGCGUCCUAUCAUGCCUCUGAUGGCACGGCGAUCAGAGUUUUCACACAGAUGACACCGAUGGAGCUGAGAGAUCAGUUUGACGAGGAUGGCGACAACCUCCUUAUCGAUCUCGGGCACGAGGUCCUGGACAUGAAGUUCUCCAGCAACGUAGCGGAAGCUGAGAGGCACAGAAGUUAUGCGUACGACACCAUCAUGAGCUUGAUAGAGAACCCGAAGGACAGACAGAUCAAGAAACUCCGCUUGCUCCAGCUCCAGAUCAAGAGGCUAACGUCCUUGUCUCAGCAACUGAACUUGGUAGAAUUCUGAAGUGAUAUUGUACAAUAGCCGGGAGAGGAGUGCAAGGGGAGUAGGAUUUGUGGUGUGUAAUGACUGGAUAAAAGCAGGGAAAACGUUG
This is a messenger RNA of Guillardia theta CCMP2712, 1600 nucleotides long. RefSeq lists its product as hypothetical. Lineage: Eukaryota; Cryptophyceae; Pyrenomonadales; Geminigeraceae. The record is from RefSeq and is a predicted model, not a curated record. The transcript has 4 exons. Bases 1 to 1512 code for a protein of 503 amino acids.